UUGUCAAGAUCUAGGGUUUCCUUCCUAUCUCCUCUUUUUCCACAAAAACUGCAGAACUCAUCUUUGGUUGGUCUUUUCUCUAUUUGAUGAAUUUUCAUUUGCCAAUUUCGAUGCCUUGUUUCUUCUAAACAAGAGUAAAUUUCUUUUUUUCCCUUUUCCUGUCUUCUGCCAUGGACAUGGAGUACGACAAGAGAAGCUGCUUGAUUUCACUUCUGAUGAGAGUGGCCCUAAUCCCUAGCUAAUUCAUUUUUAGUUCUAGAAGGAGAGAGAGAGAGAGAGAGAGAGAGAGAGAGCCAAAAAGGAAAAUGGUGGGAAGUGACCAAAGUGGAUGCUCAGAGACAAAGGCCUCAAGACAAAAUCAAGAAGAUGAGAGUGGAAGUGGAGAGAAUGAUGGAGAUGAAAGUAUGCCCAAAAAUGGAGCAAGUUCAAGCAACAGCACAGUUGAAGAGAGUGACAAGAAGCCUUCAGUUAGGCCAUAUGUUAGAUCCAAGAUGCCUAGACUUCGAUGGACGCCUGAACUUCAUCUUUGCUUUGUUAAAGCUGUUGAAAGACUUGGUGGUCAAGAUAGAGCUACUCCUAAGUUGGUUCUUCAACUGAUGAAUGUUAAUGGACUUAGCAUUGCUCAUGUCAAGAGCCAUCUACAGAUGUACAGAAGCAAGAAGAUCGAUGACCCAAGUCAAGUCAUGGCUGAUCAUAGGCAUCUUAUGAAAAGUGGAGAUCGUAAUAUUUAUAACCUUAGCCAACUUCCCAUGCUUCAAGGAUACCAUCAACGCCAUGCUUCCAGCUACAGAUAUGGAGAUGCUUCUUGGAACGCUCGAGAAAACUUUGUUUAUAAUUCUCAUAUGGGUCGGUGUUUAAUUGACGAAUCAAGACAAAGAUUCUAUGGAACAGUAGCUGAAAGGAUCUUUGGAGGCAACAGUAGAAACUGGAGCAGUAAUUGCAAUUUCCAAACAGGUUCUUCCUCUUUUAAUACUGCACAUGCACAGUCUACUUGGAAAAUAGAAGAGCUGAUGAAAGGCGAAUUAGGAUCAUCGGGAAAUCACAACUUUUGGCAACCCCAACCAAGUUCAAGCUUCAUUACAGACGGGCUCAACCCUACAACUAAACUUCAAGCCAAAGUAGAGGAAAGUAAUUAUGCUACUCGUUUCAAUAUGAAAUCGCCAUCAGCAACUAAUCCGCAAGAGAUGAAAUCAUCGGCGAAGAGGAAGGCCAUAGAUUGUAAUGUUGAUUUGGAUUUGUCGCUAAAGUUAACACCAACAACAACUGAUGGUAGCAGACGGCGGCGUAGUAUGGAAGAAAGUGAAGUUGAUAGUGAGUUAUCUUUAUCUCUGUAUUCACCAUCAUCAUCCUCAAAGCUUAGCAGAUUUAAGAGAGGCCGAGAGGAUGAAGAUACUAAUAAAGAGCACGCAAAAAGGGCAAGUACUCUGGAUCUGACUAUAUGAAUGAGACAAUAUUCUAAGUGAGAUCCUGAGGUACUUGUCCAAAACAACGCACUUCAUCAUUGUCUUUUUCAUUAAUUACUACUACAAUACAAAUUAAUAGCCACCCACUUCUUUCCAA
Ricinus communis (castor bean) is the source of this 1560-nucleotide messenger RNA. RefSeq lists its product as uncharacterized. Gene Ontology annotation, molecular function: DNA-binding transcription factor activity; DNA binding. The coding region runs from base 306 to 1442 and encodes 378 amino acids. The transcript has 6 exons. NCBI's taxonomy places the organism in Eukaryota, Viridiplantae, Streptophyta, Magnoliopsida, Malpighiales, Euphorbiaceae. The record is from RefSeq and is a predicted model, not a curated record.